UUUUCACUCGAGCAGCACUUUAUUAAUUAUUGCAAAAAUUCAUGAUCAGUGUUUUCAAUCUAGUCUGUUCUAACUACACACUCGAUACUUAUUGUUGGUCUCAAGUUGACACAAAGUUAUCACAAACCAACAUUUCUGGCUUAUAAAGAUCAUCAAAACCUUAAAUUAUAGAACUGUCCAUUCUAAUCUAAACUCUGACUAAUUUCCGAUAGGAUGAACGUAACUUUGCUGUGGAAGCAAAACUAUACAAACCAAUAAAAUAAACUAUUUUCUAAAAUUACGCUAACAAUUGACCUCUCAAGAGCACUCAUUUAUUUAAUAAAACAGUAUAUUAAAAGAGGAGGCUCAAAGCGGAACUAAAAGUCGUUUAGUGUUUCUUCAGUACAGCCAGAGUGAAACACACGAAAGAUAAAAACAGAGCAUACGGGAUAGCAUUAGCUUUUCUUUUGUGAGACGGUUGUCUGAAGACAAAUUUGGCGUUUUAGUUAAAUAUUUCCGUGUUUUCAGUAAAAAUGUCUUCAGUUCAGCCUCAGAGAGUUUAUCAAGCAGCAGGAAACUCCUGCUGAAGAAACAUUCACAGAGUGGAAAGAAAUCAACGUUAAGAUGGAGGAAGAGAUGGACGAUCAGCGCAGACUGAUGGAUUUUACCCGGAUACCCAAGAUCAUCUUGCACCGGAUAGAUCUCCCACAACAGUGGACAUGUAAAGAGGAGGGGGUUCUCAAUGGGCCCAGCAACCAGGAGGAAAACUCCACUUUAAAUCAAGAGGAACCAGAACCUGUGCAGAUGAAAUGGGAACAAAAGGAACCAGAACCUGUGCAGAUGAAAUGGGAACAAAAGGAACCAGAACCUCUGCAGAUGAAACAAGAACACAGAGAACCAGAACCUCUGCAGAUGAAACUGGAACAAGAGGAACCAGAACCUUUGCAGAUGAAAUGGGAACAAGAGGAACCAGAACCUUUGCAGAUAAAACAGGAGCAAGAGGAACCAGAACCUCUGCAGCUCAAAGAUGAAGAGAAGCUUGUGCUGAAGCAGGAAAAUGAGAAAAUGCACAAGAAAGCUCAGCCAAACCAAGAACUAUAUUCUUGUGAAAUUUGUGACAAAACCUUUUCUGAAAACAGUUCCUUCAUGACACACAUGACAACUCACACGGCUAAGAAACCUUUCAUAUGUUUGACUUGUGGAAAAAGAUACCGUUACAAGAGUCGUUUAAUUGAUCACAUGAGAAUUCAUACAGGUGAAAAACCGUUCACAUGUGCUGCUUGUGGAAAAAGUUUCCAUCUAAAUGGUACUUUAAGCAGACACAUGAGAAUUCACUCUGGUGAGAAACCUUACACAUGCACAGCCUGUGGAAAACAUUUUGCAUGUAAAUCUCAAUUACUUGAUCACAUGACUAUUCAUACAGGUGAGAAGCCUUUCUCAUGUGGAACCUGUGGAAAAAGUUUCCGGAGGAAACCUGAUUUGGUUAGUCACGUAAGAGUUCACACAGGUGAGAAGCCAUUCUCAUGUGAGACCUGUGGAAAAUGUUUCUCUCAUAAAAACAGUUUAAGUGUUCACAUGAGAGUCACACGGGUGAGAAGACUUUGUCUUGUGGCACCUGUGGAAGAAAUUGCUUGA
Molecule: messenger RNA, 1614 nt
Organism: Poeciliopsis prolifica (blackstripe livebearer)
Lineage: Eukaryota; Metazoa; Chordata; Actinopteri; Cyprinodontiformes; Poeciliidae
Product: gastrula zinc finger protein XlCGF8.2DB-like
Exons: 2
Coding region: 604-1614 (336 amino acids)
Biological process (GO): regulation of DNA-templated transcription
Molecular function (GO): RNA polymerase II cis-regulatory region sequence-specific DNA binding; DNA-binding transcription factor activity, RNA polymerase II-specific
Source: RefSeq, a predicted model, not a curated record